Drosophila ficusphila is the source of this 1270-nucleotide messenger RNA. RefSeq names its product glyoxylate reductase/hydroxypyruvate reductase. The coding region runs from base 47 to 1141 and encodes 364 amino acids. Gene Ontology annotation, cellular component: cytosol. Gene Ontology annotation, molecular function: hydroxypyruvate reductase (NADH) activity; NAD binding; glyoxylate reductase (NADPH) activity. The record is from RefSeq and is a predicted model, not a curated record. Lineage: Eukaryota; Metazoa; Arthropoda; Insecta; Diptera; Drosophilidae. The transcript is spliced from 5 exons.
AAGGCUUAAGAAUACCCACAUAUACACAUAGAGAACUCGGAUUAUAAUGCUAAACAGGUUCAUUGGUUUAUCGGCGGCGAUCGUGGGUCGCAGCAGUCGCAGCAGCGGCUUUCCGUCCUCGUCGCUCUUUAAAGCUGGGAAUCAGAAUCAAAACCGCACCAUGUCCGCUGGCAAGGCUUUCAAGGUCCUGGUGACCCAUCCCGAGGUUCCCCAGGAGGGCGUGGAUCUGCUGAAGCAGAACUGCGAGGUCAUCCAGGUGCAGAGCGUUCCCAUCAACAGGGCCGAGCUGCUGGAGAAGAUCCGCGGAGUGGAUGGCGUCCUCUGGGGCGGCCACGAGCCCUUGAAUGCUGAGGCCCUGGAUGCCGCCGGUCCCCAGCUGAAGUCCAUCUCCACCAUGUCGGCGGGCAUCGAUUAUGUCGAUGUUCCGGAGGUCAAGAGGCGCAAGAUCCCACUGGGACACACGCCCACCGUUCUCAACACCGCCGUUGCCGAUUUGGCGGUGGGUCUCCUCAUCGCCGCCAGUCGCCGAUUCCACGAGGGACGCAAGAAGAUCGACAAUGACCAGUGGGAGAACUACCACCUCAACUGGCUGCUCGGCCAGGACAUCCGUGACUCAACGGUGGGAUUCUACGGCUUUGGAGGCAUUGGCCAGGCCAUUGCCAAGCGCCUUUCCGGCUUCGACAUUGACAAGGUCCUCUACACCACCCGCCGGCGUGUGCACAAGGAAAUCGAGGAGGAGUUCAAUGCCAAGAAGGUCGACUUCGACACCCUUUUGGCCGAAAGUGACUUCAUUGUCAUCGCCUCCCCCUUGACGAAGGACACGCAGGGCGUGUUCAAUGCCACCGCCUUCAACAAAAUGAAGGAGACCGCUGUGCUCAUCAACAUUGCUCGCGGCAAAAUUGUGAACCAGGAUGACCUCUAUGAGGCUCUCAAGUCGAACCGAAUCUUCUCCGCCGGUCUGGACGUCACGGAUCCGGAACCUUUGUCGCCCAAGGACAAACUUCUGACACUCGACAAUGCCGUUGUCCUGCCCCACAUUGGAUCCGCCACGAAGCGCACCCGUGCCGAUAUGUCCACCAUUGCGGCGCACAAUGUGCUCCGUGGUCUGGCUGGGGAGCCCAUGUUGUCGCCCGCCUACUAGGAAAUUCAAAUGGAAACUGGCCUUUUAUCGUAAUCCAGUGUGGGAAGUUCUGACCAACUGAGUGUGAAAGGCCGUCAUUGGCCUUGGCAUGCUUGUGAUGUGAAAAUAAAAUUAUAAUUGAAAAAACAA